AUUCAUUCAACAGUUGCACCUUGACGACGCGGCGGAACCUCCCAAAUUUUGGCAGUUGCCCCCCUUGGUUGUCUGGACUCGGGAGGAAGUCAAUCACGUCCACCGCCUGUCAAUCUAGUCCUUCCCACCUCGCAAUCGCCUCUAGGCAGUGUACCGGGCCGCCCUGGGCAGCAUAAUCUCCAGACUCCGCCCUUGAAAGUGGCGCUCUCCCUCACUGUCCACAUCUUGCGCCUUCUCUUCUUUCUCAAAGAAAGACCAUCUGCAAGACAGCUCCUUCCACCUUGGAUAUUCGCCCAACCGGAGCUGAAUCCCCCCCUCAUCUGCCUGGACAACGCAUUCCGUCUACCUAAUUGCUUACCCAAAGCCUUGAAUCUCACCAACAGCCAGGCCCUGUUACACGAAAACAACAUCCAAGAUGCGUCCCGAACUCGAGCAGGAGCUUGCUCACACGCUCCUCGUGGAGCUCCUCGCAUACCAGUUCGCCUCGCCUGUGCGGUGGAUUGAAACACAAGAUGUGUUCCUUGCAGAGCAGAUGGCAGAGCGGAUUGUCGAGAUUGGUCCGGCAGACACUCUGGGUGUGAUGGCCAAGCGGACUCUGGCCGCCAAGUACCAGGCACACGACGCCGCCAAGUCGGUCCAACGACAGAUCCUUUGCUACAACAAGGACGCAAAAGAGAUCUACUACGACGUCGAUCCGGUCGAGGAGGAGCCGGAGCCUGCCACGCCUGAGGCGAGCUCAUCGGCUGCUCCUGCUGCCGCUCCCACUGCCCCGGCCGCAACUCCGGCGGCCGCUCCACCACCACCGAGUGCGGGGCCUGCUGCUCAGGUUCCAGAUGCGCCUGUUCAGGCAGUGGAUAUCGUGCGCGCCUUGGUUGCCCAGAAGCUGAAGAAGCCUGUGCAAGACAUUCCCCUUAGCAAAGCUAUCAAGGAUUUGGUUGGCGGCAAGUCGACACUCCAAAACGAAAUUCUCGGCGAUUUGGGCAAGGAAUUCGGCUCAACGCCCGAGAAGCCCGAAGACACACCCCUCGACGAGCUCGGAGCUGCCAUGCAGGCUACCUUUGAUGGAAAUCUUGGCAAGACUUCGCAAGGUCUCAUUGCCCGCCUGAUCUCCUCCAAGAUGCCUGGCGGCUUCAACAUCACGACCGCACGGAAGUACCUCGAGACAAGGUGGGGUUUGGCCUCCGGUCGGCAAGACGGCGUACUCCUACUAGCGAUUACCAUGGAGCCGCCAGCACGUCUGGGCUCUGAGGCUGACGCAAAGGCAUUCCUCGACGACGUCACGCAAAAAUACGCUUCCACCGCCGGCAUCAGCCUCUCCACUGCCGCCGCUGUCGGUCCGGCUGCCGGUGCCGGCGGCGGCAUGAUGAUGGACCCUGCUGCGAUCGAGGCGCUGACGAGCGACCAGAAGGCACUCUUCAAGAAGCAGCUCGAGAUCAUCGCGAGGUACCUGAAGUACGACCUUCGCGAGGGCGACAAGGCGGCCCAAGCUUCACAGGAAUCCGUCAAGAUCCUCCAGUCUCAGCUUGACCUGUGGAUGGCCGAGCACGGUGACUUUUACGCUGCCGGCAUUGAGCCAGUUUUCAGCUCAUUGAAGGCCCGUGUCUAUGACUCGUCGUGGAACUGGGCUCGCCAAGACGCCCUCACAAUGUACUACGAUAUUAUCUUCGGUAGAUUGAAGGCCGUCGAUCGCGAGAUUGUCAGCCAGUGUAUCCGGAUUAUGAACCGGAGCAAUCCGACGCUUCUCGAGUUCAUGCAGUAUCACAUCGACAACUGCCCGACUGAGCGCGGUGAGACUUACCAACUCGCCAAGGAGCUGGGCGCCCAGCUCAUCCAGAACUGCAAAGACGUCCUCAACGCGGACCCCGUGUACAAAGACGUCGCCAUCCCUACCGGUCCCAAGACCACCAUCGAUGCCCGUGGCAACCUGAAGUACGAGGAGGUCCCGCGCGCCAGCUGCCGGAAGCUGGAGCACUAUGUGCAGCAGAUGGCUGAGGGCGGCAAGAUCACGGAAUACGGCGGCCGGACCAAGGUCCAGGACGAUCUGUCCAAGCUCUACAGGCUGAUCAAGAAGCAGAACAGGACCUCGAAGUCCUCCCAGCUCGAAAUCAAGACGUUGUAUGGCGAGGUCAUCCGUGCGUUGCGCAUGAACGAGAGUGUGAUUAUGCCCAAGGAGAAUGGCAAGCCCAAUGGUCUGCCGAAGAAGGGCAAGCCUAAGGGGAAGAUCGAGACGAUCCCUUUCCUCCACCUUCGCAAGAAGACCGAACAGGGAUGGGACUAUGACAAGAAGAACACGAACAAGUACCUGGACUGCUUGGAGCAGGCCGCCAAGGACGGUGUCACGUUCGCCGGCAAGUAUGUUCUCAUGACUGGUGCUGGUGCCGGCUCAAUCGGCGCCGAAGUCCUGCAGGGUCUCAUCAGCGGCGGUGCCAAGGUCAUCGUCACAACGAGCCGCUUCUCUCGCGAGGUCACCGAGUACUACCAGUCCAUGUAUGCUCGCUUCGGCUCGCGCGGCUCGCAGCUCGUGGUUGUGCCAUUCAACCAGGGCAGCGUGCAAGAUAUCAACGCCCUGGUCGACUACAUCUACGACACGAAGAACGGUCUUGGCUGGGACCUUGACUAUAUCGUUCCCUUUGCUGCCAUCUCCGAGCAGGGCCGGCAGAUCGAUGGCAUCGACUCCAAGUCCGAGCUGGCGCAUCGCAUCAUGCUGACGAACCUCAUCCGUCUCCUCGGCAAUGUCAAGACACAGAAGGCCACCCGCGGCUACGAGACGCGUCCGGCACAGGUCAUCCUACCGCUGUCGCCCAACCACGGCACCUUUGGCAGCGAUGGCCUGUACUCCGAGUCGAAGCUCGGCCUCGAGACGCUCUUCAACCGGUGGCACUCUGAGGAUUGGGCCAACUACCUCACGAUUUGCGGUGCCAUCAUCGGCUGGACUCGUGGGACGGGUCUCAUGUCGGGCAACAACAUCGUGGCGGAAGCCGUCGAACGCUUCGGCGUCCGCACUUUCUCGCAACAGGAGAUGGCGUUCAAUCUGCUCGGUCUGAUGUCCCCGACGAUUGUCGACCUUUGCCAGGAGGCGCCCGUCUUUGCCGACUUGAACGGAGGCCUGCAGUUCCUUCCCAACCUUAAUGGACUCAUGACCGAGGAGCGUCAGAAGAUUACCAGGACUAGCGAGGUCCGUCGCGCUGUGACCAAGGAGACUGCAUUGGAGAACACCAUCGUCAACGGCGAGGACUCCGAAGCCCUUUAUAAGAGGAAGGUCAUCGAGCCCCGCGCCAACAUCAAGUUCGAUUUCCCGCCUCUGCCCGACUGGAAGUCGGAGAUCUCACCCCUCAAUGAGAACCUCAAGGGCAUGGUCGACCUCGAGAAGGUCGUGGUUGUCACCGGCUUUGCUGAAGUCGGGCCGUGGGGUAAUUCCAGAACGCGGUGGGAGAUGGAAGCCUACGGCGAGUUCUCCCUCGAGGGUUGCAUCGAGAUGGCUUGGAUCAUGGGCCUCAUCAAGCAUCAUAACGGCCCGAUCAAGGGCAAGCCGUACUCUGGCUGGGUGGAUGCCAAGACUGGCGAGCCUGUCGACGACAAGGAUGUCAAACCCAAGUACGAGAAGCACAUCCUGGAGCACUCCGGCAUUCGUCUCAUCGAGCCCGAGCUGUUCGGUGGCUACGACCCCAACAAGAAACAACUGCUCCACGAGGUGGUCAUUGAGGAGGACAUGGAGCCCGUCCAGUGUCCGAAAGAGACCGCCGAGGAGUUCAAGCGCGAGCAUGGCGACAAGGUGGAGAUCUUUGAGAUCCCGGACAGCGGCGAGUACACGGUCCGCUUCAAGAAGGGCGCGUCCAUAUGGAUGCCGAAGGCGCUGAGGUUCGACCGCCUCGUUGCCGGGCAGAUCCCGACUGGUUGGGAUGCGAAGCGGUACGGUAUUCCCGACGACAUCAUCUCGCAGGUCGAUCCUGUGGCGCUAUUUGUCCUUGUCUCCACCGUCGAGGCUCUUCUGUCGGCCGGUAUCACCGAUCCGUACGAGUUCUACAAGUAUGUCCACGUCUCGGAAGUGGGCAACUGCGUGGGCUCCGGUAUGGGUGGUGCGGCGGCUCUGCGCGGCAUGCACCGGGAUCGUUUCUUGGAUAAGCCGCUGCAGAACGAUAUUCUCCAAGAGUCCUUCAUCAACACCAUGGCUGCUUGGGUCAACAUGCUGCUCAUCUCCUCUUCCGGCCCGAUCAAGACGCCCGUCGGUGCAUGCGCCACGGCUGUCGAAUCUAUUGACAUUGGUUAUGAGACCAUCAUGGAGGGCAAAGCGCGUGUCUGCUUUGUCGGCGGCUUCGACGACUUCGGCGAGGAGGGCUCCUACGAGUUCGCGAACAUGAAGGCCACCAGCAACGCCGUGGACGAGUUUGCCCAUGGCCGAACGCCCAAGGAGAUGUCGAGGCCCACAACCACGACCCGGAACGGCUUCAUGGAGUCGCAGGGCUGCGGUGUCCAGGUCAUCAUGACUGCCAAGCUCGCCUUGGACAUGGGCGUUCCGAUUUACGGUGUCCUCGCGCUCACCACGACUGCCUCGGACAAGAUCGGGCGCUCCGUCCCUGCACCCGGCCAAGGUGUGCUUACGACCGCUCGGGAACACCCUAGCAAGUUCCCGUCGCCCCUGCUCGACAUGAAGUACCGGAGGCGCCAGAUUGAGCGGCGGACCAAGCAGAUUCAGCAGGACAUGGAGGCUGAACUCCAGUAUCUUGUCGACGAGGUUGAAGCGAUCAAGGCUGAUGGCCGGUCGGAGAGUGAGAUCAAUGCAUACGCCGCGGAACGGGUCAGGCACAUCCACAAGGAGGCCGAGAGGCAGACCAAGGAAGUUCUGCGCAGCUAUGGCAACAACUUCUGGAAGAGCGACCCGAGCAUCGCUCCUCUUCGCGGCGCUUUGGCUACGUGGGGUCUCACGAUUGAUGAUCUCGAUGUCGCGUCCUUCCAUGGCACGUCCACCAAGGCGAACGACAAGAACGAGUCAUCCGUCAUCUGCCAGCAGCUUUCCCACCUUGGCCGCAAGAAGGGCAAUGCCGUGCUGGGUAUCUUUCAGAAGUAUCUCACCGGUCACCCCAAGGGUGCUGCUGGUGCCUGGAUGAUGAACGGCUGCUUGCAGGUGCUGAACUCGGGUCUCGUCCCUGGCAACCGGAAUGCCGACAACAUCGACCAGGUGAUGGAGCAGUUUGACUACAUCGUGUACCCGAGCCGCAGCAUCCAGACGGACGGCGUCAGAGCGUUCUCGGUCACUUCGUUCGGCUUCGGUCAGAAGGGCGCUCAGGCAAUCGGUAUUCAUCCCAAGUAUCUAUACGCCACUUUGGACGAGCAGACCUUCAACGAGUACCGGACCAAGGUGCAGGCGCGGCAGAAGAAAGCAUACCGCUUCUUCCACAACGGAAUGAUCAACAACACACUCUUCGUCGCCAAGGACAAGUCGCCGUACACGGAUGAGCAGCUCAGCUCCGUGCUCCUGAACCCAGACGCACGAGUCGCGGAGGACAGGAAGACCGGGCAGCUCACUUUCCCCGAGAACUUCAUGAAGCUCUCGGAGCAGAUGCAGACUCGGACUGCCCCGCACACUCAGGCGUCGCUGGAAUCGGUGCUCGGCCGUCAGGCGCGGGAGCUCGAGAACAUGAGCACGCGUGUCGGGUUCGACGUCGAGGACAUCUCGACCAUCAACGUCGACAACGACACGUUCCUAGAGCGCAACUUCACCGAGGCCGAGGCCAAGUACUGCCUGGCGUCGUCCACGGGCCGGUCGCCGCAGAAGUCGUUUGCCGGGCGCUGGAGCGCCAAGGAAGCCGUCUUCAAGGCGCUGGGCGUCCCCAGCAAGGGGGCAGGGGCGGCGAUGAAGGACAUUGAGAUCCUUUCGGAUGAGAACGGGGCGCCUAUUGUCACGCUGCACGGUGCCGCCUUGGAGGCUGCGGAGAAAGCGGGUGUCAAGAAGGUGGCCGUGUCCAUCUCGUACACGGAGAACCAUGCUGCUGCCAUUGCGACAGCUCAGCUGUGAUGACUAGGAGGGUACGGAAGGAGGGAGUUUGGGGGGUUCAUUAUGCCUAGACGGACGGGGCUUUUUAUGAUGUGCAUGUCUUUUUUAAUGUGAUGUGGUGAGGCGGAAUGAGAUCAGGCAAAGGGGGGUGGGUAUAUUAGGCAGAGGUUAGACCGCGGUUGCAGUGCUUUAGUGCGCAAAGAACAGUACUAGUAAUAUCUAGAUGGCGCUUUCCUUUUUUUGAGGACAUAUCUAAAUGCUUGGUUGGCUGAGUACUACUAGGUUGUAGUCUUCUCAGUCUUGGUGCUCCUCAAUCUCGCUUCCUGUAUUAGGUAUCACCAACAUUGCUGUCAGCAUGAUUAUCCUUACUCCGU
Chaetomium strumarium is the source of this 6366-nucleotide messenger RNA. Its product is annotated as fatty acid synthase alpha subunit-like protein. The transcript has 3 exons. Bases 416 to 6013 code for a protein of 1865 amino acids. Gene Ontology annotation, cellular component: fatty acid synthase complex. The record is from RefSeq and is a predicted model, not a curated record. Gene Ontology annotation, molecular function: 3-oxoacyl-[acyl-carrier-protein] reductase (NADPH) activity; holo-[acyl-carrier-protein] synthase activity; magnesium ion binding. Lineage: Eukaryota; Fungi; Ascomycota; Sordariomycetes; Sordariales; Chaetomiaceae. Gene Ontology annotation, biological process: long-chain fatty acid biosynthetic process.